Molecule: messenger RNA, 1263 nt
Organism: Spinacia oleracea (spinach)
Lineage: Eukaryota; Viridiplantae; Streptophyta; Magnoliopsida; Caryophyllales; Amaranthaceae
Exons: 2
Coding region: 1-1263 (420 amino acids)
Source: RefSeq, a predicted model, not a curated record
AUGGCUUAUGACUCCAUUGAAUGGUCCUUCCUUAAAGAUGUAAUGGUAGAGCUUGGGUUUCCUGACUGUUUUGUGAAAUGGGUGUUUACUUGCAUCACCACAGUGUCUUAUAGUAUUUUGAUCAAUAGGAAACCCACUAAACCAUUCAGUGCUAAAAAGGGGUUGAGGCAGGGUGAUCCAAUGUCUCCAUUCUGGUUAGGAAUUGGCAUGGAGUCUCACCCAAGGCAUUUACAACAGCUUCAGACUCAACCUAAUUUUAAUUUCCACCCCAAAUGUGAAAAGGUAGCUAUUACUCACUUAAUGUUUGCUGAUGAUUUGCUCAUGUUUUCAAGGGCUGAUAUUCAGUCAGUUCAGAUGUUUUUUGCUGCUUUCAAUCAGUUUUCUGAAGCUUCACGGUUGGAAGCAAACAUAGAUAAAAGCAAGAUCUAUAUUGGUGGGGUUUCUAAUGUUGAAAGGGAAGCAAUGGUGGCUGAUGUGCAUAUUUCAGAAGGGCAAUUCCUUUUCAGGUACCUUGAGGUGCCUCUUUCUACAAAGAAGUUAGCCUAUAAUCAAUGCCAUACUGAUUCCUCAAAAAGAUCUCUGGUUGCCUGGCACAGUCUUUGUCUCCCAAGGACUGCCGGUGGGUGGAAUCUGAAAGAGAUGAGCUUGUGGAAUAAAGUUGCACUGGCUAAACUUUUUUGGGCUUUAACUCCUAAGAAAGACAAGUUGUGUUGUAGGGUACACACCUAUUAUAUUAAAGGUAGAUCUUUAUCUUCUUAUUGGCCUGCUUUAAUGUCUUGGCCAUUGAGGAAGAUCUUGGCCUCUUAUCAUCAGCUGAUUGGUGAUGUUGGAGGAUGGGACACUGUUAGUCAUAAAGGAAAGUUCUCUAUCAAACUGAUGUAUCAGAGUCUCCUUGGUGAUCAUGUGAAAGUUCCCUGGAGAAGAAUUAUGUGUAAUAACAGAGCCACUCCCGAGAGCUUGUUUAUCACUUGGCUUGCUAUGUGGAAUAAGCUACCUACUAGAGACAGAUUAUUGGCUUGGAAGGUUAUCACUACUGACAAUUGCCCCAUGUGUACCACCAAGACUAAAUCAACUGCACAUUUAUUCUUUGAGUGUGGAUACUCUUCAGUUGUUUGGAAUAAAAUCCUACACAGCUUGCAGUUGUGCAGGAGACCUGCUACUUUUGAUCAGGAGCUAACCUGGAUUUUGAAAGCUACUAAGAGAACGGGUGACAAACACAAAUUAUUGUUGAUGAAUUUUGCUGAAUGCAUUUACAACAUUUAG